CUUGAUCAUCAUCAUCAUCAUCAUCAACCAAGUAGCAUCAUCCAUCCUCUUACACUUUGUUUUAAUCCAGUAUGGAUUCACUUGUUUAUGGUGAACAUUAUGGUUCUCAUCCUCCUACAAUAGCAUCACAAUCAACAUUACAUCGAAAUUGUAGUUUAUCCAAAUCCAACGGAUUAUCCCCUCAAUUAUCAUCCUGUUCGUCAUCAUCAUCCUCAUCCUCAUCUUCUUCCUCCUCAUCAUCUUCAUCUUACAACAGCAACAAUAAUACAAUUAACCCAGAAUCAAACGAUUUUGUUACUGUGGUUGAAGUUGAUGAAAAUUUGAGAAAGAAUCGACAACAGGUUCCAUCUAAUUUAAUUAAUGACAGUGAUAUUAAUCACUCUCAUCAACAAUUAAAUCAUUCAUCGCCAAUGAUCAUGUCACCAGCAACAAUUAAACAGCAACCGGCAGCCUCGGUGAACAGUGUUAAUGGAUCAACAAUAGAGUCUUUUGUUACAGUUCUUGAGGUGGGAAAUCCUCCCAUACAAAAUGGUCAAUCUCGUGAAAUUGGUGCUAAUAAUGUUGUCAUGACUAAUCAUCAUCCUGGUGAAAGUGUCAAUCGACAUCAACUAGUUAAUAUUGAUAAGGCCAACAAUGAACCUCGAUUAAUCACCAAGACGAAAACACUAUUGGAACAGGUAACCGUUUAUCGGCUUCCAGGUGAACGAUUGGGAAUGACAUUAAAAUUUGAUGGCGGUGCUAAUCUAGAUGAGACUAUUGAGAAUCUUUAUAUUCAAAAUAUUAAUCCCGAUUCACCGGCUUCUCGGAUUUCAGGCUCAACUUUGGGUAGACUUUGUGAAGGUGAUGAGAUUCUGGAGAUUUCUGGUGAUCCGGUCAACACGAUGACCAGGAAAGAGUGUGUAGCCGCUCUUGGAGAUGCUCCCAUUUGUUUUAAGAUGCUGAUUAAACGUCAAGAAACCAUUUCCAUUACAGAGACAACAACAAAACCAGCCAACCAGCCCACACUUGCAAUACAACCGACUCAUACACCGAUUGCUGCCACUUUAUCAAGCCCCGUUGAACAACAAUCAUCUUCAUCAUCCUCCUCCACAACAACAGGUGAAGUUGAUUAUCACAAGGCAACUUUACGCCGAGUUGAUUCCGAGAAUGUGUUAACUCCACCAUUACGAACUAGACGACAACCUCCCCCAGUACCACCGAGAAAUUCAACAACCUCAUUGACCAGUGGAAACAGUUUUCGAUCACCAAUAAAACCUCCAGCUCGUAAGAGACCCUCUCAACCCCCACCACUGCCUCCAAGACGAUCAAAGGAUACAACAGGUAAAUUAGUUUCAACUGCUCGUCCACCGGAGGCUCAACUUUGUCCACUUCCAGUUAAUCCUAAUGAUGAAAACACAACUUCAUCAGGAACCAUCGAUACAUCAGUAAUUACCCAUUCUAAUCAAAUGGUUACAUGCUCUUCCUCUAUAAUUGUUGAUUGUAAUCAAAAACCUGGUCAACAAGGCAAAGAAAACGCUAAACCAUCAACACCAAUUGUGGAUAAUGUGUCAUCUUCAAAAAUUUCAAUUACUAAUCUUGCAAUAGACAAUAAUUGUGAUUCCAAUGGUUUAUCAUCAUCAUCAUCAUCUUCAUCAUUCACCUCAACCAUGAUGGGUACACCAUAUUUGAAUGGGACUAGUGAAAUGAUUAUCCAAGGAAUUAAAAACGUUGAUGAUAAAUUAUUGAUUAAAGAUCAUCAUCCAUCCAAUCCUUUCAAUAAAAUUAAAUCAUCUUAUGAUAACCACCAAUAUAAUCAUCAUAUCGACCAAUCGUUACCAGCACCACCAGAGCUUUACAUGGAUACGAUAUCACCCAAAACUAAUCUGGGUAUUGAAUCAGAUUCUGAUGAUACUGGAAGCUCAGUUUCCACUGUUGUUGAAAGAUUUUCCUUUACUGGUUAUUCAUGUUCCCCAAGUGAUUUCUCGUCUUCCAAUGGUGAGAGUUCAUCAAAUAACAGCAACAGUUUAAGAUUACCUGUAACCGGAUCCAAUGUUAUAUCCAUAUCUCCAUCGCAAUCAUCCACUGCCACCAUCAACACAACUCCAUCAAUAAAUCCCCCAUCAUCAUCUUCUUCCAAUUUUAUUGAUAUUGGUAAAGUUCUUGAUCCUUUUGAAAAACUUCGUCGUGAAUUUGAUGAAAAAGGUUCCUUAGAAGAGCUUAUUGCUGAAGCUAAAUCCGGUUUUUCAUUGGAUAAUCUGAUGAAUGAUAAGAAUGAACCACGUUUAAACCAAUCAUCAGGUUUAUCAUCAACUUCAUCAAAAACAAUAAUAAAUAAUAAUAAUGGUAAUUCAUUGUCAACAAAUCCAUCUUCAUCUCUAUGUUCAAUUCUUGGUCCACCAACUCACCAGGCACCAUCACCACCAAUAACUUCAAUUCCCUCCCUUUCACCUUCUCGGUAUGAGGUUAACUUGGAUGAUUAUGAUGACAUUCAAAGUAUUUCAUUAUCAUAUGAUUCAAAUAAUAUAACCAACUCUUCAAAUAUUACAACAUCAACCUUUUGUGAACCCAUCGUUGAGCCACCUAAAAGUUUUAGCAAUAAUUUCCCAAGUAUCAGGGAAGAGGAAGGUGAAAGUAGUAGUAAUAAUAGUAGCCUUGAGUAUCAGCAUGUUAAUCUUAAUCAGACUAACGAUAAGAAGAUGAUUAAGAGUACACUUGAUGAGAAUAGUUGUAUUAUUACGUCAAAUCCUGAUGCUGCAAUAGCGGCCGCUGAUUCGGUUACAUUGGAUGCUCAAGAAAUCCUGUCUAUUGUUGAGAGUAUGAAACUUGAUGAUGAUUUAAGUUUAAUUCCAUCAAUUAGUGAUACGUUGCCAAUAAUUGGGGAUAAAUCGAUGACACCCAAAAUCCGAAGUAGUUGUUUCGCUAAUGAAGAAACUAUUUCAGGAAAUGUUUCAGCCAACUUAUCAUCUUCAUCUUCAUCUUCUUCUUCAGUGAAUGGACAUUCUCCCCUAUCAGCAUCUUCUUCAUCUUCUUCGUCAACCUCUUCAUCAACUCUUCCGAUUGCCUCAGAGGUAUUAUCAACAAUUAGAGAUGAUUGUGAUGAAGAUAAACCAGUUCAGUUACAACAGGAACUAAGAAUUUCAUCAAAUUCAACCUCUUUAUCCUCAGUAAUCACUUCUCCCUAUGAAAGGAAAACCAUUACUCAGUCUUACGAGCUUAUGAACAACGGUAAUAAAGAAUCACAAUCAGAGGUUGAUUAUAAUGAAGAAGAUUCAAGAAUUAUCAAUGGAAAUGGUAUUCGCAAUGUUUCUGGUAGUCGUAAUUCAAGCAUUUGUAGCAAUUCAAGUAGCGAUUCAUCAUCUUCACUUAUUUCACCAUACACACCAACAGGAUCAGUUUCUUCAUCAUCAUCUUCUUCAACUAGUGACCCCAGGCUAUCACCAGCUCGAUUAACCCAAAGGUGUAACAAAUUGAAUAACAAUCGAUCAUCAAUUCCCAAAAUGGUUGAAUUACCAAGUCGCACAUCUCGUUCCCAAUCAUCUUCAGGCCUAUUGUCACGUAAAUGUAAAUCAACAUUAAAUUUAUCGUCUUUCACUGACUUUGACAGUAAACCAAGUCUAAUACCUCGACCAAUUAUAUCAAAUGCCAAAUCAACAACAAACCUAACAGCAAUUAAUGGCUUCCAUACAAUAUCACGUUUCCAUAACCAUAGUAAUAGUAAUGGUUACACCGGAAAUCACAGUAACAAUGGUACAGGGGUCAUUGGUAAUAAUAAUAAUAAUGGCUACUAUAAUGGUAAUAACAAUGUUAAUGGUUAUCUUAAUCAUCACCAUAAUCUUCAGCAAGUAAAUAACAAUCAACAGCAGAAUCACCAUCAGCAACAGUCAAUCAAUGGGUCAAGAAAAAAUGGUUCCAUCAUCCGGAGAUCAAAAUCCAUUGAAAAUAUGAGAUCAUUAGCUUAUAACGUUAACAGCGUCUCUUCAUUAUCAUCAAAUGGUCACCACAAUCAAUCUAAUCGUCGAGUAACAACAACAACGACAGGAACAGGAGGUGGAGAUGUUGAAUCAUUUGGAAGAUCACAAUUUAAACCAAAAGAUUAUCCACCAAUAAUUAACCAUAAUAAUCAUCAAGUAACAACAGUCAACAGUAAAAACGAUUCUGCCAAAACAAUUGACCCACAAUCAGCUAAUCACCUUUACCAUUCCAACGGAACCCGAAGUCACAAUUAUCAUUAUAACAAUAAUCAUCCAACAAAUGGACAAUCAAAAAUCUCAUCUUACUCGUGCAAUAAUAAUGUCCCACGAAAAUCAUCAUUGGCACGAUGUACAGAAAGGAAUCAGUUUAAUGUUGAAUUUACCCGAAGUAAAUCAUCUCUAACCUCAUCAUCAUCAUCAUCUGGUAUUAACACAAUGUCAACUUCAUCCUCUUCAUCCUCAUCCUCAUCCUCAUCAUCUGUAUCAGCUUCGUUAUCAUCGUCGUCAUCAUCUCCAGCCUCAUCUACAGCAUCAUCCACAUCCCCUCCUCCCUCAUCAACAUCUCCCUCUUUGUCAUCGUCAUUAUUAUCAAAUGGUAACCAAUACAAUCAUCAUCAUGGCUCUCAACAGAAUAAUAAUAAUAAUCAUCAUCAAAUUAACUCAACACAUGAACGAAUGAUUGAUUUAAAAUUAGAUAUAAGUGAUGAUGAGAAAGAUGAUAUUAAAGAGCUGGAAGAAUUGGAAGAGUUUAUCGCUCGGGAGAUGAAAUGUAAAUCCGAAUCAGAUGAUUUCUUGACUGAUGAAUUGUUCACUGAUUCAUUAGUUAAUUGUAACACCACAACAUCAACUUCCACCACCCAUGAUAGUCUUGAUAAUAAUGAUUAUCAUCAUCAUAAUUCCAACCAUGAGAUUGACUUAUUGUUGGACAAAUCAUUGGAAUCAAAUUUCUCAAACAAUUCAAAAAUCUUAACUUUCCCAACUAUCCCUGAAGAACAGGAAGAUCAUCCAAGCCUCGAAAUGAUUAAUGGUGAUUAUGAUAAUCUUAAACAAUCAGAAGACCAACAAUUCCAUAAAAAGAAAUCAGAAAAAUCAAAUCAACACGAGAACCAAGUUAAUUAUCAUCAUUAUAAUGAUGAAAACGGAACCCCGACCAAUGGUCACUUGAAACAAUUGAAUAAAUCUCUUGAGAAUGGACUUAAACAUGAUAACAAUGCUGUUAAUGGUUCAAUCAACGUGCUCGGUGAAGGACAAAAAGACAACAACAAUCAAGAUGAUCAACAGAAAAACUUAACAAAUUCAAGAGUCAAGUACAUAGUUUUCACUAAGAUCAUUGAUUUAUAGAGAAUCACAAUUAAUCUUAACAAUUUAAUUUUCCAUCUCUUUCCCAUUUCGUAUUCAUCUUCUUAAUAUAAACAACAAUUUAUUUUUUUUUCUUUCCUCUUCUUUUUAAAUCAUUUGAAGAAAACAAAAUUUGUUCUAAUUAGCUUAAUUAUCAUCAUCAUCUUCAUCAUAUUCUUAAUUUAGUUUUGAUGAUUUUAAAGAGAAACAAAAAGAGAGACAAUUAAGGCUUCUAAAAUCUUAAUAGAAAAUUACUGUAUAUUUAUACUUUUAUAAUCGUCGUUAAUUGUCAUGAAUAUAAUUACAAUCAUUUUCUUCAAUAGA
This is a messenger RNA of Panonychus citri (citrus red mite), 5612 nucleotides long. Its product is annotated as serine-rich adhesin for platelets-like. Gene Ontology annotation, molecular function: protein binding. The record is from RefSeq and is a predicted model, not a curated record. Lineage: Eukaryota; Metazoa; Arthropoda; Arachnida; Trombidiformes; Tetranychidae.